Molecule: messenger RNA, 1653 nt
Organism: Rosa rugosa (rugosa rose)
Lineage: Eukaryota; Viridiplantae; Streptophyta; Magnoliopsida; Rosales; Rosaceae
Product: heat shock cognate 70 kDa protein-like
Exons: 3
Coding region: 1-1653 (550 amino acids)
Biological process (GO): cellular response to unfolded protein; protein refolding
Cellular component (GO): cytoplasm
Molecular function (GO): ATP-dependent protein folding chaperone; ATP binding; misfolded protein binding
Source: RefSeq, a predicted model, not a curated record
AUGGCAAUAACAGGAGAAGAACAAGAGUGUUAUGCAAUAGGGAUCGACUUGGGAACAACCUACUCGUGUGUGGCAGUUUGGCGGAACAAUAAUGCAGAAAUCAUACCAAACGAUCAGGGCAACAGGACAACUCCAUCUUACGUUGCCUUCACUGAUAACGAGCGACUGGUAGGUGAUGCAGCACUUAACCAGGCCAUCAGAAAUCCCACUACCUCCAUAUUUGAUGCAAAGCGAUUAAUUGGUAGGAGAUUUAGUGAUGCCUCGGUUCAACACGAUGUUAAGUUAUUGCCAUUCAAGGUCAUCGAAGGGGCAGAUAAUAAGCCCAAGAUUCUGAUUAAACACAAUGGGCAGACGAAAAAGUUUGCUCCAGAAGAAAUCUCAUCCAUGAUUCUCGCAAAGAUGCGCGAGACUGCUGAAGCCUACCUUGGAUCCCAUGUAAAGAAUGCAGUUAUCACUGUGCCUGCUUACUUCAAUAACUCACAACGUCAGGCUACGAAGAAUGCUGGUCUUAUUGCAGGGUUAAACGUGAUGCGAAUUAUUAACGAACCAACAGCUGCAGCAAUUGCCCAUGGCCUUGACAAGAAGGCCAAGAGAAAUGUGAUGAUAUAUGAUUUGGGUGGAGGUACUUUAGAUGUGUCACUACUUACCCUAGGUGACGGUAUCUUUGACGUCAAGGCCACAGCUGGAGACACUCACCUUGGUGGUGAAGAUUUUGAUAACAAAAUGGUGAGUUAUUGUGUUGAGCAGUUCAAGAGGAAGCACAAAUUGGACGUUAGUGGAAACUCCCGAGCUCUUAUGAGGUUAAGAAGUUCUUGUGAGAAAGCAAAGAGGAGACUUUCAUUUACAUCUUCAAUUGACAUUGAAAUUGACUGUUUGGAUCAGGGCAUUGAUUUUAGCACAAAUCUUACCCGUGCAAAAUUUGAACAACUGAACAUGAAUUUCUUCAAAAAAUGUAUGGAUCCUGUACAUAAGUGUUUGAGCGAUGCUGGCAUGAGUGUGUACAGUGUGGAUGAUGUUGUUCUUGCUGGUGGCUCUUCUAGAAUUCCGAAGGUGCAAGAGCUAUUGCAGGAUGUGUUCAAUGGGAAGGAGUUGUGCAAGGGCAUAAAUCCAGAUGAGGCGAUUGCAUAUGGAGCAGCUGUUCAAGCUGCAGUCUUAAACGGGUGUGGAAAGCAAAAUGGGAAUAGGCUUCAAGAUGCAGUCUUAAAUGGGUGUGGCCGGAUACCAAAUGGGAAUAGGCUUCAAGACUUCACUCUCUUGGAUGUCACACCUCUCUCACUUGGCAUAGAGGUUUGUGAGUGUGAUCAUGAUGAUGAUCAUUAUUGUGCCGAAUGUACUCAUGAUCGGAUGUCCGUUUUGAUUCCAAGAAACACCAGAAUUCCCAUCAAGAUGAACGGGAACUUUACUACUAGGUAUGACAACCAACGUAGCGUGUUGUUCCCUGUAUAUGAAGGUGAGAGUAAGAAAACCUCAAAUAAUAACUUUUUGGGUGAAUUUGAGCUCUGCCAUAUUCCUCCAGCUCCCAAGUGUGUUCCUAAGCUUGAUGUUUGCUUUGAUAUUGAUGCCAACGGCAUUCUUAAUGUCUCUGCUGAAGACAAGUCCACUGGCAACAAGAAAGGGAUUACAAUAAACACUAAGACAAGAACCUCCGGGUGA